This is a messenger RNA of Ochlerotatus camptorhynchus, 1327 nucleotides long. RefSeq names its product short-chain dehydrogenase/reductase family 16C member 6-like. The transcript has 4 exons. Bases 171 to 1109 code for a protein of 312 amino acids. Gene Ontology annotation, cellular component: lipid droplet. Gene Ontology annotation, molecular function: oxidoreductase activity, acting on the CH-OH group of donors, NAD or NADP as acceptor. The record is from RefSeq and is a predicted model, not a curated record. Lineage: Eukaryota; Metazoa; Arthropoda; Insecta; Diptera; Culicidae.
CAAGCUAUUCAGAAGAAGAAGCAAUUACAUUCAGCUGAUAAGACACACGGGGACUCAGGUCUGCCUGCGAGUGCUUGCCAGUGAGAGUGAGCUUCCAGUCGAGCAGUGAUUCUUGGCCGGAUUGGAACGUUUUCCGAGGGAAGUUCUAGAACGAGAAAAACCGGAGCAAAAUGCCACAAGAAGAACCAAAUGCCGGUGUCAAAAUCUACAACCUGGUGGUCCUGAUCGUCGACAUCCUGGUGAUGAUGUUCCGGUGGACCUACUACACGCUGGAGGCCAUGUACAUGGUGGUCGUGCCACCGAAGCCGGAAAGCGUCGCCAAGGACAUCGUCGUGGUAACUGGGGCUGGUCAUGGUAUUGGUCGCUCGUUGGCCCAGCAGUAUGCCCAGCUGGGAGCAACGGUCGUCUGUUUGGACAUUAACGACAAGAUGAACAGCGAAACCGUAGCCAGCAUCAAGAAGGAACGUGGCAACGCUUUCGGAUAUGUGUGCGACGUAACGAACCGGGAAAAGAUCAUCGAAACGGCCAAAAUGAUCAAGGAGCAGGUCGGUAUCGUUACCAUUCUGGUCAACAACGCCGGUAUCAUGCCGACGCAUACCCUGCUGAAACAAACGGAGGGCGAGAUCAGGAAGACGUUCGAGAUCAACGUGCUGGCUCACUUUUGGAUGCUUCAAACAUAUCUGCCGGAUAUGAUUCAGAAGAACCGUGGAUUCAUCGUAGCCCUGUCGUCCAUUGCCGGUCUGGUCGGGCUCAACAACUUGGUUCCGUACUGCGGUAGCAAACACGCCGUCCGUGGCAUCAUGGAAGCCGCCCACGAGGAGAUUCGUCAAGAUGCCCGCAAUCCAAACAUCAAGUUCACCAGCGUCUAUCCGUACAUGGUCGACACGGGCCUGUGCAAGAAGCCGCACAUGCGUUUCCCGAACCUGAUGCGACUGGUCAAACCGGACGAGGCGGCGGCAGCCAUCAUCGAUGCCCAGCGGCGCGGUCUUAUUGAUGUGUCCAUUCCCAAGUAUCUGCUGUACCUGAACACCUUUGUGCGGCUGUUCCCGCUCAAGGCUGCCAAUCUGCUGCGGGACUUCCUGGACAGCGGGGUGGAGUCGGAUCUGUGAACAUUGAUUGGCAUGCGGAUAGACACAUGUGUAUACAAAAUAUCACUCCUACAGCACGCGCAGCUCUAGUUAGUUGCCCUAAAUGUUAACUUAUUUGUUAUGUUACGAUUGCAAUAUUUGUCCAUUAUACAGCAGCAUUUUUCAAUCUUGUGAGAAUAAUUUUACUUUUGAGUCAGGUAGGGAGCACUCAGCACAAAGAUUUAUUUGUAAGCGACCAU